AUGAACAGCGACACCCUGGCCAUCGCACUCGACAGGGCAAAGUUCUAUGCCAGAGACGCCAUUUUCACCCUCUCACAGGCAAGUCCUCCCCUCCUCCACGCUUACCCGCUGACCCCCGCGCAGUGCAUCUGCCAGCCUGAUGCGACACUCAAAAUCAAUGGCCGAUCAUACAAAAUAGAGAAGCUGCUUGGCGAAGGCGGUUUCUCAUUCGUCUAUCUCAUACGCGACUUGUCGUCGGACAGGCUGUACGCCUUGAAAAAGAUCCUGGUGACAUCGGGGCAAGACGGGGUGAAGGAGGCUAUGCGAGAAGUAGAAGCGUAUCGAAGAUUCAGACACCCGAAUAUCAUUCGUAUCUUGGACUCGGCUGUGGUCCAAGAGGAGAGCGGAGAAGGUAAAAUAAUAUAUCUGUUUUUGCCGUACUUCUCUCGCGGCAAUCUUCAAGACGCCAUGAAUACCGCGACUGUGACUGGAAACCGCAUGCCUGAACAAAACUUGUUGACGUUAUUCCAUGGAACAUGCUUAGCGGUUCGUGCUAUGCACGAAUUCCACCUACCAAGCAUCCCCACCACCUACCCCCCUGCGGCUUCCCGUGAAGACCAGCCGCUAGUUGGUGACACUGUGUUUGACCAUGACGAAGAACUCGACACCGCAGUCCAGGGCGACCUGGUCCCAUAUGCCCACCGGGACAUCAAACCGGCCAAUAUCAUGAUAGGUGAUGAUGGAGCCCCUGUACUCAUGGACUUUGGAUCUACCAUCAAGGCUCGCAUCAUGGUCAAUACACGACAAGAAGCGUUGCUGGAACAGGACAUUGCCAGCGAACACUCUUCCAUGCCCUAUAGAGCACCAGAACUCUUUGACGUCAAAACUGGCAAAAUAUUGAACGAAAAGUGUGAUAUAUGGUCUCUAGGCUGUACAUUGUACGCAAUCGCCUACGGACAUUCACCCUUCGAAGUCGACGGACAGUCUAUUGCCAUGGCGGUUGGCAGCGGUCGAUACAAACAACCACCCGGCUACUCUCAAAAAUUCGUCGCUCUCAUCGACAGCAUGCUUGUCGUUGACCCCGAGCAGAGACCCGAUAUACAACAGGUCAUCGACACAACUGAGGCAGCUCUCAGGGAGCAAGUGUAG
Messenger RNA from Cryptococcus wingfieldii CBS 7118, 1128 nucleotides. Its product is annotated as NAK protein kinase. The record is from RefSeq and is a predicted model, not a curated record. Gene Ontology annotation, biological process: vacuolar protein processing; regulation of vacuole fusion, non-autophagic; protein phosphorylation. Gene Ontology annotation, molecular function: protein serine/threonine kinase activity; ATP binding. Gene Ontology annotation, cellular component: cytoplasm; Golgi apparatus. The coding region runs from base 1 to 1128 and encodes 375 amino acids. The transcript is spliced from 9 exons. Lineage: Eukaryota; Fungi; Basidiomycota; Tremellomycetes; Tremellales; Cryptococcaceae.